Antrostomus carolinensis (chuck-will's-widow) is the source of this 2518-nucleotide messenger RNA. It is a transcript of the gene CFAP92, whose product is annotated as cilia and flagella associated protein 92 (putative). Lineage: Eukaryota; Metazoa; Chordata; Aves; Caprimulgiformes; Caprimulgidae. The annotation marks the transcript as partial. The transcript is spliced from 10 exons. The record is from RefSeq and is a predicted model, not a curated record.
AUGGCAAAGAAACCUUGCAUUGCUUCACUGCAGUUGGAUCUCAUGCCUCUUCUCUCAGGAGAAAAAUCAGUGAUCAGUCAUCUGGCAGAAAAAAACCCUCAAGUUUUAGAUGUUUAUGUGACUUUCACUGUGGAAACCCCUCUUCUGUCUGAAAGACAAAGACACGAGUUGAAUCCACUGACUAUAAGGAUUAAGUCAGCUACCUGCCUCCCAAACACACCUGUACCGAUAGAAGUGCUGCAGAGAUUGUGUGUUCCCACCUACUGCAAAUACAAAUUUCAUGAUUUUCCACCUCAUCGAACUCAUGGACAAUUCCAUGGAACUCAUGUCUACUUUAAGGAUGUUAAUGUGCUUCUCACGGGGAUGAUGAAACCUGGGGAAUUAGAGAGGUGUCUUAGAGGUCCACCUUUGGAGAUUGAAGUUCAUGACCGGGAUAGAAACAUGGAAAGCAAUACAAAAAAGCCCUUCCCAUCUUUGUUUGGGGAAGAUGAAGCAGAUGAAAAAGUGGGCAAGGUGAGCUUCCUUUCUUGCAAAUCCACAAUCCAUAAUCCUUUUACAGCAACCAAAGUGUGGCAUCCGCAUGGGAUAGCUAAAGUCAGUCUGACUGAUUUAUUGUUGGGUAAAAAGCACUUGACUAUCAGUGCUCCCAUUCGCAGCUGCUCAGUGCCAAAGACAGCUGCUUUUGGUGAGGAGGAUAAAAAUAAGAAGAUGACAGAAUCAAGGAGUAACUCUUCCCAGCUACCUAUGGGACAUUAUUUAGAAUCAGACUCAGUUUUGAAAGUAACGGUGGAUAUAGCUGUGCCGUUGGGAAUGCACGCAGGAAUUGCUGAUGCUCAAGUCACAAAUUGUCCAUAUGGUUAUAUAAUCUACAUUUUUGACUACAAAAAUUCAUCUUUAUUACAUGAUUUGGUGGAAGAGAUUACAGAAAUCAAUGUUCAAGGCCUCCAGCUGGACUGCUCUCCUGUACACUUAAUUGGAAUGGCUCUUGCUGCAUUAAAACUGAAAACUACACUGGAGAAAGUUUCUGAGUUGGAUAUUGUUACUGGUUUUCACUUGCUGGAUGGAGCAACUCAUCUUUUUGUCUUGGAGGGAUUAAAAGACAAAGCAAUCAAGAGACUAUGGGAUAGACACUUUGAAAGGACGCACAGACAUGAAGAUGGACAACUGGAAAUACUGUAUAACUCACAAGUGUCUUUCCACCAACGCCUGUACACAGACCUGGAAGCUAUCUUUUAUCAUUUCCGCCUCUGUCAGCCCCUCUUCACUAUAAUGAAACAGCCUCUGCUCUAUGUCAGAGGUACAGUCCCUCAGGCAUGUUUCCAAGCCUUGUCCAGGCUGAGUUACCUCUGUCACCGUAAGAGACUGAGGGCUGUAAUUCGCGGGGAUCUGCUGCCCUCAGCAGAGAUGAUCACAGUCUUGAGUCACAAGUAUGGAGUUCCCUUAGCUGCAGAGGAUCUCUUCACUCAGAAACCUGCUUUAAUCUCCUGUUCCUUUGAUGAUUAUACAGUACCAGGAGAAGUUAGCAGAGUGAAACAGGCAUAUUCUUCAUUAGAUAACUACAAUAAAAUGUAUGUGCAGCAGAAGAAAGAAAUAGCAAAGAAAAUACCUUUUGAGAGAAACUAUAUUUGGGCUAACAUGGGUGCUGUAUGCCGACUCAAAGGGAAAAUGAAAAAGCCAAAGUUUGAAACUUUCAGGAUUUCUCCUGCUGAUGGCAAACCUGUCUUUAACUACAGCUCUCAGAGCCUGAAUGCUGCAGAACUUGCAAAGAAGCAUCUUCGCCAGGAAAUGGCAAAGGAACCAAAGAAGAGAUUCACUUAUUGCCAUGAGUACCUCUCAGCCACGUUUGACCCAUUGGAUGUGGUUGCUGCCCAUAAGGAAUCCUUUGCAAAAUCCAAGAGCAUGUGGCUGUCACCAGAUGGAUUUGUGUUUCCUGGGUUUAAGAGCAGCAUUGAGAGCAACCUGCACCCUCGCAUGCCUGAUGAGGCUCGUCGGGAGGAGUUACGUGAGAAAUGGCAGGAGAAUGCUCUGCAUGCUAACAUGGAGCCAAUGCUGUCACGAGGCAGAUGGAGCUGGGACAAACGACACAUUGAUUUUGAUCUUUACAAGAAGCCACCUGAGCUCUUCAGGACAACAGCCCCACAGACUGAUGCUACUCGGAUUCUGCAAGCUCCAGUUGAUGAUACCAAGCUGAAAGCUGACCCGUGCUCCACAGCCCCUGAGUUAUCCAUGCAUGGGCCAGGAGCCAGGCUUCAGCUGCAGAAGGUCCAAGGACUUCUGAAAGAUGAACCCCUGAAAUCCUCCCUCGGGAAGGCGGGACCAGUUGUGAAGCCUGGCCCAGCCCUGUCUGCACUGGACAACCAGCCCUGUGGCACCAGUUCGGAUCCCCUCCCAGGGAUGGGGACAGGUGUCACCAGUGGCUUUACACCAGCUCCUGAUGACCAGUACAGCUUGAUGUCACACAAGGAUGUUAUCUCCAGCACAGCAGAGAGUUUGAAAGACCCGAAGGUGCAGAUUUCAA